Molecule: messenger RNA, 1440 nt
Organism: Neltuma alba
Lineage: Eukaryota; Viridiplantae; Streptophyta; Magnoliopsida; Fabales; Fabaceae
Product: probable WRKY transcription factor 65
Exons: 3
Coding region: 255-1079 (274 amino acids)
Biological process (GO): regulation of DNA-templated transcription
Cellular component (GO): nucleus
Molecular function (GO): DNA-binding transcription factor activity; transcription cis-regulatory region binding
Source: RefSeq, a predicted model, not a curated record
AGGAUGAGGUAUUUGCACGCACGUCCUCUAAUAAACAAAGGCCAGAUCAGAGCUUAACCAGCCAAUCUGUCCAACGUGAAACCCCCUGUUUUAAAGGGCAUUCCCUAUUUCUCUUACCUCCUCCCUUGUCUUCUUCACUGUGCUAAUCCCUUUUCCAUUCUCUAGCUAGCCAUACCCGCCUUCUCCAUCACAUAUAUAUAUCAUCUCACAGUGCUUUGUAGCGGGAUCGAGAGCUUGAAGAAUUGUUUCCAGAAAUGGACAGUAGGUUCAACAACAGCAACCGGAAUAUCAGUGAACAAGAUGACACUGAUAUAGCUCAAGAAAACAGUGCAGAAUCCCCUCCUUCCGCUGUCUUUAAUAUCGAUAGCUUCGUCGCUUCUACGUCUUCCCCCAAAAGAAGCAGGCGAGCCAUACAGAAGCGGGUAGUGCAAAUCCCAAUCAAGGAAGCAGAAGGGUCUCGGCUUAAAGGAGAGAGCAAUACUCCGCCGUCUGAUUCUUGGGCUUGGAGAAAGUACGGCCAAAAACCCAUCAAAGGUUCCCCUUACCCCAGAGGAUACUAUCGAUGCAGUAGUUCCAAGGGAUGUCCAGCGAGAAAACAAGUCGAAAGGAGCCGCGUGGACCCGACCAUGAUCGUCGUGACCUACUCUUGCGAGCACAAUCACCCUUGGCCGGCUUCUCGAAAUCACCACCACCACAAAUCCGCCUCCAGCAAAGCCAUCGCCCCAGCCGAACCCGUCGCGGCCCAGGUCGAGCAGGAAGCGGAGCCAGAACCGGAGUAUGAGGAGAAGUUCGUGGAGCUCGGGGACGGGUCAUUGAUGAGCACGGGGGACGAGCUGGGAUGGUUCGGGGAAAUGGAGAGGACGGCAACGACGUCGUCGGCUGUUCUGGAGAGCACAAUUCUGACAGGGGAAGACACAGACGUGGCUUCCAUGUUGCUGCCGAUGAGGGAGGAGGACGAGUCGCUGUUCGCGGACCUGGGAGAGCUGCCGGAGUGCUCGUUGGUGUUCCGGCGAGUGGGGAUGGAAAGAGAGGAAGAGAGGCGACGGCGGGCGGCGGCGUGGUGUGGGACCACAAGUUAAAGAGGGAGAAGUGUUCCUGAUUGACACGUUUUCUGGGUGGAGCCGGACAGAGGAAGAGAGGUUUGGUGGCAUAUUGGCAUCGUGUGCCCACCAGACACCAAAAAUUUCAGAUUUUUCUUUUUUCGGUUUUAAUAUUGUGGGGAGGGGGAAUAGGAUGGGGAUUGGCCAUUUGUAACAUGUUUGGGCUGGCGAAGUGAAUUCAGCGUAGGAGGAAGGAAGGGAAAAAUAGAAAAGAAAAGAGAGGACAAGUGGAAGAGAAGAAGAGAGGUGGAGGGGGGGAGAUGCGUCCCACGGCGGGUGUAAUUAGCAUCACCUUGAGCCUUGCUUCUUCUUUUAAUAUUUACAGCUGGCAUUUCUCCUA